AUGUGUUGUAACUACUACGGAAGCUCCUGUGGCUAUGGCUCCGGCUAUGGCUGUGGAUAUGGCUCUGGCUAUGGCUGUGGAUAUGGCUCCGGCUAUGGCUCUGGUUAUGGCUGUGGAUAUGGCUCCGGCUAUGGCUCUGGUUAUGGCUGUGGAUAUGGCUCCGGCUAUGGCUGUGGAUAUGGUUCCGGUUAUGGCUGUGGAUAUGGUUCUGGCUAUGGCUGUGGAUAUGGCUCUGGCUAUGGAAGUGGCUGUGGAUAUGGCUCCUACUAUAGGUCUGGAUGCUGUGGUUACCGACCAUCUUGCUACAGAAGAUGCUAUUCUUGCUGCUAG
Messenger RNA from Myodes glareolus (Bank vole), 330 nucleotides. NCBI's taxonomy places the organism in Eukaryota, Metazoa, Chordata, Mammalia, Rodentia, Cricetidae. The record is from RefSeq and is a predicted model, not a curated record.